CGUUAAGGUCUCCGAUAGAUGUCUCUAACCUAUGAAGACCGUGCUUUACCCUCACUUGUUUGUGGUAAGAUUACUUCGUGGAGGUCGCUUAUAACCCCAGCACGUGCGAAAUUCCACGUGCAGUUUGUUUUAAAUACGACACCAAAGGACGUUUAUUAGUUUUUAAACUGAAGUUAUAUUUAUUGAAAAAUUACUUUUCAUACAAAUUUUAGCUCUAAAACUUUUAAUUUACGCGGUAGGAAAAAAAAAAGGUGAAAUUGUUAUGCAGUCUUUGAAAUUUAAAAGCAAAAAUUAACAUUGGGGAACGAAGAAUCCAGGCUGUUAAGUUUCUUAUCACUUUUGGGAAGCGUUAAAACAAGUUAUUUAGUACCCAACUUUGUGUUAUUGGUAUUUAUUUGUGAUAUAUAGCAGUUGUGGGACUGUUUGGAAAAAAAAGAAAGAAAUCUUUAAAUUGUGAUAAACUAAAGAUGUCAGCCUGUUGGAGAAAAACAGCACGAACUAUUUACCUCUCCGCCAUUGGAAUUCUUAUACAUCUAAGCACCUCAACGAGUGAUAUUGAGCCACUGUUACACAGCUGUUGUAAACUUGGAACUACUUGGGGUAAUAACAUACCAAACUGUGGAAAUUAUCCUACACCUAUUCCACAAGUCCCAAAAAAUCAGCAGUCUGUUUGUCUCUCUGUCCUUGAGAUAUGUUGUACUCAGGUUCAUCGUCAUCGCAUGUGCAAGAGAGGAAAGGAGACGGCACAGUCUGGACAAGAAUGUUCAGUUAUACCUACUCUUGAAGGAGUUACUCACAAGGACUGCUGUGAUGGCUGUAAAAUAGGACUUAUUGUGGCUGGUAUGAAUAUGCCAUGUCUUCUCAGCAAUUUUCCUUUUCAAUCUCCUUGGCAUGAAGCUUACAUUGACUGUUGCAGUUUGAAUUAUAACUCACAAGGAGGAAACAGUGAUGACAGAUGUGAAACAAAUAAUCCAUGUUCUCAGAAAUGUAUUGAUACUGGUCUUGUUAUCCAAUGUUCCUGCUAUUCAGGAUUUGUACUAGCUUCUGAUCAAAGAACUUGUGAAGAUAUAAAUGAAUGUUUAUUGGGAACCCACGCAUGUAAUGCCCUUACUGAAACGUGCCAUAACACUAUUGGUAGCUUUCAAUGCUUCAGAAAGGGAGAAGAGAGCCAACUUCUAGAUGAUGAUUGUCAGUUAGGCUACUAUAAAAAUCUGCAGACUGGAGAGUGUAAUGACUUGGAUGAGUGUACUCUUGGAACUCACAGCUGUAUCCAUGAGGCAGAAGUGUGUUUAAAUACACCUGGUUCUUACACCUGUUCCCAAAAUAUAGGCUUCCAGUGUCAGCCAGGUUUCAAGCCAGGAAAUAGAACUGGAGUUUGCAUUGAUGUGGAUGAAUGUGCAGAAGGUUUAGAUAACUGCUUGCCAAGUGUAGAAGUGUGUUUAAAUAAUCAUGGAUCUUACCAGUGCCAAGAUCGAUCCAGUCAAGAUUGUCCAGCAGGUUUCAAGUGGAGUACAGAUCUUGGGGCCUGUGAAGGUA
Messenger RNA from Limulus polyphemus (Atlantic horseshoe crab), 1536 nucleotides. Its product is annotated as fibulin-1-like. The record is from RefSeq and is a predicted model, not a curated record. Gene Ontology annotation, molecular function: calcium ion binding. The transcript is spliced from 7 exons. The annotation marks the transcript as partial. NCBI's taxonomy places the organism in Eukaryota, Metazoa, Arthropoda, Merostomata, Xiphosura, Limulidae.